Messenger RNA from Dreissena polymorpha, 1656 nucleotides. RefSeq lists its product as uncharacterized. Bases 351 to 1007 code for a protein of 218 amino acids. Lineage: Eukaryota; Metazoa; Mollusca; Bivalvia; Myida; Dreissenidae. The record is from RefSeq and is a predicted model, not a curated record. The transcript has 5 exons.
AACUGGUAUAAACAUAAAAAAUACAACGUGCAAACAACACAAACAUGUUUUAAUUAAACCUAGCAUGUAUAUUGUUUAAUGAUUUUUUUAUAUAUAUGAAUAUAAGUAUUGGGUUUAUGACCAUAUUAUGUCAUUCAACGAAGUAAAAACCAAACCGUCGGACCAGAUGAUGAAGUAGAACAUUUUAACGAACCUAGCUCGAUUACCGGUAGGCUGAAAGACCACCAAAGAAAGGAAUACUGGACAACCGCAGAACAUGGAGUUAACCAUUUGAAUAUCAGCAAUGCUCGACUCUGGCAGGACUCCAGGGGUCACUGGUUCGAAACCUGCUCCGGGCAAUCAGUAGGCUAAUGCGUUUUUACUUCACGACUCUGGCAGGACUCCAGGGGUCACUGCCGCUAUGCACAUUGUUUGCGGAUGCGACACAAACGACUAACGACGGUUGGUUAGGAGCUGCUGGAGACACUAUGAGAUAUUUAAUCGUCGAGAAGACUAUGACGUUUGACGAAUGUAAAAAGGAGUGCGUGUCGCACGAAGGAGCGGACAUUGCAGUUCAGUCUGAAGAAGCCCUCAAAAUUAUCCGUGGCCACUGGACUGAUGGAAGUUUAAAGUUUUUAUGGAGCAUUAACCCCAUGCAGAGUGCAACUUGUGGCUUUACCCGGCCUGUUGGUGGGUUCAAUACGGUUUGUCCCGAUCACGCAUUUUGUUUGUGCCAAAAGAAAUCAGAAGCGACACAAUUUCCCACCCGGAAGCCGUCCGCCCCCGCCACUUUUCAGGACUUCUUCAGACCGCCAAAGUUCAGAACGCCCGACGACUCAGCGAGGCUGCAUCAAGUGCAGACGGACUCCAAGCUGGUCUGUGCGGCGAAGUGUCUGCAAAUGACCGGAUGUAGGUCCUUCACACUGCGUCGAAGAGAGAGAACAUGUAGCCUCUUCGAUAAUGACUUUUCGGGAAGUACCGAUGCUGUAGACGCUUUGGACAUGAUGUACUUUGUGAAGCAUAAUUAGGUGUCUUGGUCGUAAUUCUUAACUUGGAUUAGUGUAUACCAUGUAUUGAACAUGACUGCUUGUAAUGUUUUUGAGUAUUAUGCAAUAUCGAUAUGUUAAAAACUGUUGAUGCAGCAUAUAAUAAUAUUAUAUCUGUGUAAACCGUGAAGUUCGAAACGUAUCACAGGGAUGUUCAUAAUCAGCAAUAGGGGCGAAAAUAAGUUAGCAUUUAAAUGGCCGUUUGUAAUAAGGUGAUACAAUCUUCUCUUAAAAAAACAGAGGCUUUUUCACGCUAAAAGUGUAUCGUAUAAACUCGGGUUUGCUCGUGUAGACUUAAUAACAUAUUGUCAAUUCGAAAACAUGUUUAACUAUUAUAUCCACUUCAGGAAAUACUGUCAUUUUUAUCAGUGUUCUAUAUUAUUAGCUGUUACAGAAAAGUAGUUUACGUUGUAUAGUGUUUACGGCAAUAAUAAACGUUUAAACGUUGCAUCUCGUUCAGUUAAUAUCUAGAGUGAACACACCAUAAAUAUAUUUAGUUUAUAACCAACAUAUAUCAUCAAUUAAACGACUGUGGGAUUGGCGCAUGUUUACAUUUAAUUUAACCAUUCGAAUACAUGAAAUUGCCAUAUGAAAUAGUUUGACUUUCAGUUUCACUCCUUUUCAGUCAUAU